AUGUUUUACCCAAUUAAUCUACUUUCCCGCCGACAAAGGGGAAAAUUUGCUGCUUCCUGGCUUGCUUCAACGAAUAGUGAGACAUCAUUUAAGAAACUCUACACUUCUGAUGCUAUAAAGAAGAUCAACGUUGAACAAACGUGCAAUGAUAUUCUGGAAGUAAUACAAUCUUCCAAUGGCAAACCUGAUAAUAGAUUCAGUUUGUAUCUGUCAUCACAAUUAAUGUCCGGUAUAGCAAAAAUUCAUUCUUAUCAGGUUGAAUACUAUGAGAAGGAAAUUUUUAAAUUUGAACAAAAUCUUGAACCUUCUGUAUCAUCAAAGAAGAAAGGGGAUAAGUUUGAUAAUUUUAGGGAUAUUGAAUGUCCUGACAUAGAAUUGCCUAACAAUUUUUUUAGCACUCAACUCUUGAAAGAAGACUUACAUAUUCUUCCUGAAGAUCAGCCUUAUGACAGGUUACAAAUAGUUAUGCGAGAUGUGGAACUCCUGAAUUUUGGUUGCUUAAAUAAUGAAGAGUUGGAAUUGUUUCUGUGUAACGACAAUGAUCUGCGAAAUUUACAUAUUAGUGAGGAAAGAAACCUUUUGGAGGGGUUAGCUGGUAUAACAAUUGCAGAAGAGGUUUAUCGCCAUUCAUCACAAGAAAGCCUUAGUCCAGUGCUUGUAAAUAUAUCGAAAAGAAGGACUAAGUUCAUAGGAAAUUUAUCUCUCACUCCACAAAAACGGCAACCGCAAAUUCAACCUGAAACACCUACAAAGAAAAAACGUUUAUCUUUUGAAACUGCAGCCAUGCCUCCUGCAGAAGAUGUGGCAGUACCCCUUGUAAAAAAUUUGGCAAUACCGGCUCCUGAAUUGCCUGUGGAAAAAACAGGAAUGUUAGUUCCUUCACAACAAACAGACAUGGAAUUGGAAUCAUUAAAUUCAAGCUACUUUGUGAUUAACAAGCAUUCGAAAAAAAGUAAAAUUAUUGAUAAAGAGAUUGUCUUAACUGACAAACAACUUUGGAAAUGGCGUGAGAAUGUAAAUAUUCAAAGCAAGAAAAUAGAUAAGCCCAAAAAACGUUUGACAUCAGCGAUAAAUCUUCUCAAAGAACCUUCAUACUUAUCUAAGCAAUGGAACGCUAGUUUACGCAAUCAUUUUGUUGAUCACAUCACCGGACCGUUUAUGAGUGUAGAUGAGGAUAUUGCGCCUGUUGAAUUUGUGCAAUUCCAAGAAACAAUCCGCAUAGAAGAGACAAUUAACAAGCAAAAUCUUCCUAUGGAAGAUUUGAGUACAUUUGUGAAAACGGAUACCGUAAUUACUGCUGAACCUGUAGACAGUAUUUUAAACGUUUUGCCAAUGCCAAUAGCUCACGCGGAUGUGUCAAUGCCACCGUUACAGGAAAUAAUACCGCAUACGAUUACUUUAGAAGAAGGCAUUAGUAGCUCAAAUGGGAUUUUGGAACCCGAACUUACAAGUAAAGAUAUUUUGGCUCAAUUAGAAGUUUUUUGGUUUAACGAACCGUGUGUCAAGUUCAGUCAGCUUAUUCCAAAGGAUAUAUUUACAGCAGAGGAUGCUGCUGAUGCUUUUAAUAUACUUCUCGUACUGCAAAUUAUCAUUACUGUAAUAUAUUAUUUAGUAAUAUACCUUAUGUUAAAACCUUUGAUGUUUCAAUGA
Messenger RNA from Trachymyrmex cornetzi, 1650 nucleotides. RefSeq lists its product as uncharacterized. Bases 1 to 1650 code for a protein of 549 amino acids. The transcript is spliced from 10 exons. The record is from RefSeq and is a predicted model, not a curated record. Gene Ontology annotation, biological process: double-strand break repair; meiotic sister chromatid cohesion. NCBI's taxonomy places the organism in Eukaryota, Metazoa, Arthropoda, Insecta, Hymenoptera, Formicidae. Gene Ontology annotation, molecular function: chromatin binding; protein binding. Gene Ontology annotation, cellular component: meiotic cohesin complex.